Molecule: messenger RNA, 2718 nt
Organism: Zootoca vivipara (common lizard)
Lineage: Eukaryota; Metazoa; Chordata; Lepidosauria; Squamata; Lacertidae
Source: RefSeq, a predicted model, not a curated record
UCUCUUGCGUGGAGGUCUAGAGUUGCAUUGCUCUGGUUUUUUACUUUCUCCUGCUCUGGAGUUUAGCUGCUCUCUCUGAAUCAGGCCAAGCAACUGUUGGAAUUGCAUGCACCGCUAGCACUUAGAGAGUGAGCAUAGAGCAGCAUGGCUGAGCAAGAAGUUAGUGGCUUGCAAGUUCUUCUCUCUACGCUUCAGAGUUCCUAUGAUAAGGAUGUGAUUCUGAAUAUCCUGGGUGUUCUCACAUGCCUCCUUUCUGUUGGGACAAACAGGAGGCUUCACUACACAAUUAGCAAAGGCGGCAGCGAAGCACUUCUGCAGGCUCUGGUGAAUGCGACACAAACUCCCACACCGGACUAUGACAUCCUCUUGCCCCUGUUUCGUCUACUGGCCAAAGUUGGCCAAAAAGAUAAGAAGUUUGGGCUGAAGGCACAAAGACUGGAAGUGAUUGAUAUGACACUCAGCUUGGCAAGGAAAAAUCUAAAUCAUCACCAGAAUCUCACCCACUGCCUUUGGGCACUGCAUGUUUAUGCCUCUAGUGUUACCGUGGGAACCAUGUUGGGAGUGAAUGGAGCCAUGGAGCUGCUGUUCAAAGUCAUUACACCUUACACCAAGAAGCACACCAGAACGACAAGGGCAGCAGUUGAAGCUCUGGCAGCUUUGUUGAAAUCAAAGUCGAAUAGCCGACGAGCCGUGAACAGAGGCUAUAUUCAUAAACUGCUCCGGAUGUACCAGGACUGGCAUCACCACGAUACUUCCAACAGUUAUGUCCACAUCCGGAGGGGUCUCCUGCUUUGCCUCAAGCACAUCACCAAUGUCCGGUCUGGCAGAGAAGCAUUCCUCCUCGCACAUGGCAUGGAGACUCUCUUUCAAACAACCCAGGACUGCUUGGUCAGCAAGAGUCUGGAUCCAAUAGUCAAUACGGUGAUUCAGAUCCUGAGGAAAACCUACCCCAAGAUGCCACUUCCUUCAGCUACUCUCAGCAGCUUCUAUUCCUUUCCCAUCCCUGGGGCAACUGGACAUCCAAAGUCGGAAGAUGAGUGUGAAUAUGAUGUUGAAGAAGAAAUCGAGAAGGACAUAGAGAAUGAGGAUGUGGAGAAUAAGGAGGAAGACGAUGACUUAGAGACAGAUGUUGAGAAGCUCAUGUCAAAACCGGAGCUUGACCGGCCUGAAUCAGAACUCAAACAGUAUGAGGCCAUGUGUCCAGAACUUUGCUGCAACUUUCUGGAGUUGGAAUCGGAGUCUGGAGAUGAGCUAAACUCUGAGGAUGUUCCUGGGAUCCUGACGGGCUCCUGCCUCCACCUCAUUCCAAACGCUGCUCCCUCAAAGCACCAGCCCAAAUGCAGAGAAAAGGACCAAUUCGCUGAAGAUGGAAAACUGCCCCAAAGGGCUUCUGGAGUUCCAGUACAGAGCUGGGUGAAAAAAGAGAAUCCGUCUCAAGGACUUGAGAAAGUGGCUUGUGAUGAGUCAAAGCCUUUGGAGGGUUUCUUCAGAGAUGGUGACGUCCCAGACAAAGGCUGUGCAACCUCUCUGCACACUUUCCCCAAGGACAUAUUGAGGAAUAGAACAACUUCUCAGCCUCAGCAUACGAACUCCUGCAGGCCCAGUUGCCAAAAAACCGUGGAGGCUUCUGAGGUUGUGAGAAAGCUUUUGGAGAGACACCCGGGGAAUAUCCCUUUUCACAACCCCCGCUUCUACAUGGCAAGGGCUGGCUCCACACAGUCCAUUCCAGACUACAGAGUGUUGGCAUUCCCAGAUUUCUGGGGUCACCAACCAUGUCCUUAUAGCCAGUCUGUUCAGCAGAGGAGAUAUGGCAUCCAAAAGGCCAAAAUAUUUGAUGAUGUCCGUCGUGUCAUCCAGCCAGCUGAUAUAAUCAAUCGAGUUGUCUUUGACUUGGAUAGCUCCAGCUCCUUGAGCUCGGAUGCUCCAGAAUGCCUAAAGUUCUUCUCCAAAUUUGAAUCUGGAAACCUACGCAAGGCUAUCCAAAUGCGGGAGUUUGAGUACGACUUGAUCCUCAACCCUGAUGUCAACAGCUCCCAGCAUCACCAGUGGUUCUACUUUGAGGUCAGUGCCAUGAAGUCAGCUACACCCUAUCGCUUCAACAUCAUCAACUGUGAGAAGCCUAACAGCCAGUUUAAUUUUGGCAUGCAACCGGUCAUGUAUUCAGUGAAGGAAGCUCUCCAGGGCAGACCUCACUGGAUUCGGGUGGGCUAUGAUAUCUGUUAUUACAAAAACCACUACCAAAAUUGCACAGUGGCUGCAGCUUCAAGGGAAACCCAUGGGAAAUCCUGCUACACACUUACUUUCAGCAUUGUUUUCCCUCAUAAGGAAGAUGUCUGCUACCUGGCAUACCAUUAUCCCUACACCUACUCUGCUAUGAUGUCUCACCUUGACAUCUUGGAGCAAGCCAGGAAUGCAAAGAAAGUCUUCUUCAGGAGGCAGACUCUGUGUCACACUCUGGGAGGAAACCCCUGUCCCCUGCUGACAAUCACAGCCAUGCCUGAGUCAGAAAGCAGCGAUGAUCUGGAGCAGUUCCGUGACCGUCCUUAUGUGGUGCUCAUGGCAAGGGUCCACCCUGGAGAGAGCAAUGCCAGCUGGGUAAUGAAGGGGACACUUGAGUUCCUGCUCAGCAACGACCCCAUUGCAGAUCUCCUGAGGCAAUGCUUCAUCUUCAAGGUCAUCCCCAUGCUGAAUCCAGAUGGGGUCAUCAAUGGCAAGUGA